Molecule: messenger RNA, 2234 nt
Organism: Triticum urartu
Lineage: Eukaryota; Viridiplantae; Streptophyta; Magnoliopsida; Poales; Poaceae
Product: ruBisCO large subunit-binding protein subunit beta, chloroplastic
Biological process (GO): protein refolding
Molecular function (GO): ATP binding; ATP-dependent protein folding chaperone
Source: RefSeq, a predicted model, not a curated record
AGCCUUUACCUAUUUCUCUCUCAAUCUUUGCCUCCUUUGCUCCGUUGCCUAUUUAAGAGAGGAGAAGGAUGAUGAGUUAAACCACAAACCAAAGAAACCUCCACUAAACCCACAAGGAAGGUGGAGCACAAGACGAGAUUGGAGUAACCAGUGAUAGAGAUUAUGGCUUCACCAUUUUGUGGCAUCUCCACAUGCGGACUCAAUGCCGCCUCUCCUACCGGAUUCUCCUCCAAGAGGACGCUUUCCCUGGUUUCGCCCACAUUUGUUUCACUUGCCCAGGAAAUCAGGCCUAGGAGAAGGUGCAAUUUCAGAGUAAAUGCCGCAAAGGAACUGUAUUUCAACAAGGAUGGGUUGGCUAUGAGGAAGCUGCAGAAUGGAGUGAAUAAGCUGGCAAACCUGGUUGGAGUUACUCUUGGUCCAAAAGGACGGAAUGUUGUCCUUGAGAAUAAGUACGGGCCACCUAGAAUUGUUAAUGAUGGUGUUACGGUAGCGAAAGAGGUUGAGCUCGAAGACCCUGUAGAAAAUAUUGGAGCUAAAUUGGUUAGGCAAGCUGCUGCUAAGACAAAUGACUUGGCUGGUGAUGGCACAACCACAUCGGUCAUCCUUGCUCAAGGGAUGAUCACCGAGGGUGUUAAGAUUGUAGGUGCUGGUGCUAAUCCAGUACAGAUUGCCCGUGGUAUCGAGAAAACAGCCAAAGCACUAGUCUAUGAGCUCCAGAAGAUGUCCAAGGAGGUUAAAGAUAGCGAACUUGUCGAUGUUGCUGCUGUAAGUGCUGGAAAUGAUUAUGCAAUUGGCAACAUGAUAGCUGACGCUGUGAGCAAGGUUGGGCGACAUGGGGUAGUCACGCUCGAAGAAGGAAAGAGUUCUGAAAACAGCCUCUAUGUGGUCGAAGGGAUGCGAUUCGACCGCGGCUAUAUUUCUCCCUACUUUGUGACCGACGGUGAAAGAAUGACAGUGGAGUAUAACAAUUGCAAGCUCCUUCUUGUGGACAAGAAAAUUAACAGCGCCAAAGAUCUUAUCACUAUUCUAGAGGACGCUAUUACGAGUGGAUAUCCAGUUUUAAUAAUUGCAGAGGACAUUGAGCAGGAAGCCCUUGCAGCCCUCGUGCUCAACAGGCUUAGAGGCUCACUACAGAUUGCUGCUAUAAGAGCCCCUGGUUUCGGGGAGCGCAGGAGUCAAUACCUCGAUGACAUCGCCACUCUGACAGGAGGCACUGUCAUCAGAGACGAAUUUGGAGUACCCCUGCAUAAAGCAGACAAAACUGUCCUAGGAACUGCUGCCAAGGUUGUAAUUACUAAAGAUUCAACAACAAUAAUUGGAGAUGGUACUACACAAGAGGAAGUAAUCAAAAGGGUGACACAAAUCAAGAACCAGAUUGAGGCUACUGAACACGAAUAUGAAAAAGAAAAGCUAAAAGAGAGGAUAGCCAAAUUAUAUGGUGGUGUUGCUAUCAUUCAGGUAGGAGCACAGACUGAAACCGAGCUAAAGGAAAAGAAACUGAGGGUCGAAGAUGCGCUGAAUGCAACAAAGGCGGCUGUUGAGGAAGGUAUUGUCGUUGGUGGUGGUUGUACCCUCAUAAGACUUGCAUCAAAAGUUGAUGCUAUUAAACAAACCCUUGAGAAUGAUGAACAGAAGGUUGGGGCUGAAAUUGUGAGGAAGUCCUUAAGUUAUCCACUUAAACUGAUUGCAAAAAAUGCUGGCAUUAAUGGCAGCGUAGUUAUUGAGAAGGUCCUUGCCAUUGACAACUCCAGCUAUGGUUACAAUGCCGCUACAGGAAAGUACGAGGAUUUGAUGGCUGCUGGUAUUAUUGAUCCAACCAAGGUGGUGAGGUGUUGCUUGGAGCAUGCUGCAUCGGUGGCGAAAACUUUCAUCACCUCUGACGCUGUUGUCGUCGACAUAAGGGCGCCUAAGUGUGCACCUGUUGUGAACCCGAUGUGCGGUUCAGGUUAUGGAUUCUAAUUUAGGACAAGUGCUAUGCAUUCCUGUGCCUCGGCAGCAUGCUAUAUCAGAGGCAGAACUACUGUGUUAUGUUUUGAGAAAUAAAUUUAUUACUUGUUAUGGCGAGUCAAAGCCGCAAUCAAUAGUUUAUUUUAUAGUCCUAAAAGUGAAUGAUGAGAGUUGCAUGGAAUAUUGUAGCUACAUAAUAUUCACAGUUGUUCCUUCCGAGCAUUUGUUCCUUAACUGAGCGUAGGCUUGUGGUAAUGAUGAUGUUCCAUGUAUGGAUUAAUUCGAUA